AUGCCAAAAAUUAAGAUUUCUGAUUUUGAGAUCAUUAAACCAAUUUCAAGAGGUGCUUAUGGUAGGGUUUACUUGGCAAGAAAGAAGUCAACUAAAGACAUUUAUGCUAUUAAGGUAAUCAAGAAACAAUAUCUCUAUAAUCACAAGAACGUUGGUAAAACUCUCACAAAUGAGCCAGAUCUAUUGGCUGAAAGAACUAUCAUGAAAGUACUAAUGGAAAAUAAUGAGCAAUCUCCAUUUAUUGUUAAUUUUUACUACUCCUUUGCUGGUAAAAGAUAUCUCUAUAUUGUUAUGGAAUAUUGUCCAGGUGGUAGUUUAGAUUGUUUGUUAGCAGAAAAGUUAGAAAAUGGAGAAGCAUUUGAUAUAGAUGUAGUUAGACAUAUUGCCGCCGAAAGUAUUUUAGCUUUAUCUGAUUUACAUCACAAUAAGAUUGUACACAGAGAUUUGAAACCAGAUAACAUGCUUAUUGAUAAGUGUGGUCACUUGAAAUUAACAGACUUUGGUUUGAGUGAAAUUGAUGAAAUAGAAGAAUCUGAAAUUCAAGUUAGAGGUACUCCUGACUAUUUGGCUCCUGAACUUUUAUUGGGUAUGCCACAUACAGAAGCUGUCGAUUAUUGGAGUUUGGGAUGUAUUGUAUUUGAGCUAUUGUUUGGUUGUCCACCAUUUAAUGAUGAUACUCCUGAAUAUAUUUUUGAUAAUAUUCUAUCAAGAAGAAUUAAUUGGGUUGAUGAAAGACUCUUACCUCCAGAGAUUGUAGCUAGUGGAGUGUUGAAUUUUGUAGAUAGACUCUUAGAUCCAAAUCCAGAAACUCGUCUAAAUGAAGUAACAGCAAAGGAACACCCAUUUAUGAGUGGAGUGGAUUGGGAUAAAGUAUUGAAAGAACCUGUA
Molecule: messenger RNA, 888 nt
Organism: Naegleria gruberi
Lineage: Eukaryota; Heterolobosea; Eutetramitea; Acrasida; Naegleriidae
Exons: 2
Biological process (GO): intracellular signal transduction; peptidyl-serine phosphorylation
Molecular function (GO): protein serine/threonine kinase activity; ATP binding
Source: RefSeq, a predicted model, not a curated record